Molecule: messenger RNA, 490 nt
Organism: Oppiella nova
Lineage: Eukaryota; Metazoa; Arthropoda; Arachnida; Sarcoptiformes; Oppiidae
Source: the annotation of a GenBank genome assembly
AUUAGUGUCAGUUAUGUCUAAAGCUAUAUUCACUGAACUGUUGUCUGUGUCCUACCCUUCCCUACCAUUCUUCCAGUUCAUACCCGAAGGAGUGAAUGUGGGAACCGUUGUAUACAUUGAAGGGUUUGCGCCGCAAAACUGCACAAAAUUGACGAUUGAUUUGAUUGACGGCCCGAACAUAGACGAGAAAACGUGGAAACACUCGGAUAUACCGUUCGGUAUGUGUAUUAUGUUUGAGGAUAAGCUGUUUAUUGGCAAUACUCGACGCGAUGGGGAAUGGGGUCGUCCACAGAAAGACCUCUUCACUGCCAUCAGAAGAGGCGAUAACUUUGAUAUGAAGAUCAUUGUGGAGGAGAAGUAUUAUAAAGUGAUCACAAAUGGCAAGAGUAUUGUGUUUCAGCACCGGAUGUGUUCAGAUCGGGCCAAACAGUUGAGGAUUGAGGGGAAUGUUGUGGUGAAGAGGAUUGAGUUCAGACACGGAAAGCAUUAU